AUGUCGAAUUGGUUUUAUGUGUUUUUUCUGUCUGUUUACACAUUUAUUUAUACGUUUUCUGUGAGCGUAAGCCCAGGUCAUCGUUUCGCUGAAAGUGAAUCAGUGUUGGAUCCAAGCGGAGAGUUUUUAUUAAAGUGGCGUGUUGAUUAUGCCGUUCGAAAGAUUAGAUUUACUUUGACUGUUUCUGAAAAAGCGCCGGCCUUCAAUUGGUUUGCGUUAGGCUUCUCCGAUCGGGGCCAACUGAAUAAUUCGGAUGUUUGUCUGUUUUGGACAGAUUAUAAAGCUCGUGAUCAUUUCGAGGAUAUGCACACAAACGGACAGGGGAAUUUGAUACGUGAUCAAAAUCAAAACUGUGAAGGGUUUUAUUUGAAUACAAAUAGCCAAAGCAUAAUCUUUGAACGUUUAUUUGAUACUUGCGAUGAUGAUGAUUAUGUAAUUGAGGACGGCACGGUCCAUGUGGUGUGGGCUCACGGAAUAGACAAACUGUUCUCAUCAAAGGGCUUGUGCCUUACUUGCACCGUACCUCAGAGGCACGGCUUUGUUAGAGUAAGGCUACUAACACCUCCCGGCUUGCAAAAAGCGAAUGGUUACCAAUUACGAAUAACAAACAAAGAUCUAAAAGUACCGGGAGACGACACGACGUACUGGUGCAAAGUCGUUAGGCUACCCGAAUUCGUCACGUCAAAAGUUCAUCAUAUAGUUCAGUUCGAAUCGACAAUAACUCCCGGUAACGAAGGCCUAGUUCAUCACAUGGAAGUCUUCUAUUGCGACGAAGAUCCCCACAAGGAAAUGCCGGCAUACGAGGGAAAUUGUUUUGCCGCAGAGAGACCGGCUAUUACGAAAAGUUGUUCUAAGGUAAAAGCGGCAUGGGCAAUGGGCGCUCCCCCUUUUACCUACCCAAAAGAAGCGGGCCUCCCACUCGGUGGCCCGAAAGCCAACAAAUACGUCAUGCUAGAAGUCCACUACAACAAUCCAGAAUUAAGGAAAGAUUGGGUCGACAGUUCGGGUAUUGUUCUCUAUAUAACUGGAAGGAAGCGUACGUACGAUGCCGCCAUUAUGGAAUUGGGCUUAGAAUACACCGACAAAAUGGCUAUACCUGGUGAACAAAAAGCAUUUCCGUUAACUGGUUACUGUAUCCCUCAGUGUACUGGAGUGGGCCUACCGGAUGAAGGCAUUACAGUUUUUGGAAGUCAACUUCACACGCAUUUAACUGGUGCCGCGGUGUGGACCAGACACUCGAGACAGGGUGUAGAGCUUCCCGUAUUAAACAAAGACAUGCAUUAUUCUACGCAUUUUCAGGAAAUUAGAAUACUGCAUCGGCCCGUUAAAGUGUUACCAGGCGACUUCUUGGAAACCACCUGCAUUUACAAUACGGAAGAUAAGUUAAACGCGACGAUCGGCGGCCACGCUAUAACGGACGAAAUGUGCGUUAAUUACAUACAUUACUAUCCGGCGACCGAACUCGAGGUUUGCAAGAGCGCCGUGUCGAACGAAGCACUCGAGAAAUAUUUCGAUUUCGAAAAACGAUGGGACGAUAUACCGAUUUCGUCGAAAGCGUCCCCACGUGCUAAUUAUUUAGCGAUCCAACCGUGGACUAGAUUAAGGGCCGACACACUACACGCGCUGUACGUCGAGUCGCCAAUAUCAAUGCAAUGCAACAAAUCCGAUGGGAGUCGUUUUCAAGGUGAUUGGGAAGGAAUUCCGAUACCGAAAAUAAAACUGCCGCUUUCCGAAGAAAUUCGAAUCUGUCCUAAAAUUAACUAUUUAGUCGAGACCUAA
Molecule: messenger RNA, 1779 nt
Organism: Bombyx mandarina (wild silkworm)
Lineage: Eukaryota; Metazoa; Arthropoda; Insecta; Lepidoptera; Bombycidae
Gene: Tbh
Product: tyramine beta hydroxylase
Biological process (GO): dopamine catabolic process; norepinephrine biosynthetic process; octopamine biosynthetic process
Cellular component (GO): secretory granule membrane
Molecular function (GO): dopamine beta-monooxygenase activity; copper ion binding
Source: RefSeq, a predicted model, not a curated record